AUGAACAAGCGCUACGAAGACGAAAUCGGUGAACUUGAAAAGAAGAAUAGGGAGCUUCAUCGACGAGUCGAGAUAGCACAGAAGCGCUCUGCGAAGCCAUCACCGCCCGCUCAACUGUCCGCACAAUCGUCAUCGGCGACGCAGCUGUCGACACCGAGCACCAGUCGGGAUCAUCGUCAGUCCGUCGACGUUGGCAAGGGCAAAAGACCAGAGCGUUCGAACGGCCGAACCCACUCUUUUACUGCGAACAGCAGCGCCCUAUCCCCCCAAGAGCUGCAAGCCCUACAACUGCAGGAUGCAUAUCUUGAAGAGGACAGGCGCCUCCGCGCGGAGCGCGAAACGCUCGCCAAGAGCGCUGUCGGCAUAUUCACCUGUUCGGUCUGCAUGGAUCAGCACCCCGAGACUGACAUUGCGCGCAUCCGUAUGUGCAACCACGCCCUAUGCCGAGAGUGCAUGCGCGGGUACAUCCUCACCAAGAUUCGCGAGCGCGUGUUCCCUAUGCGCUGUCCAAUAUGCCCUACAGAGCAGCCGACUCGGGAGCCUGGCAUAAUCGAAGAAGACCUCAUCCAGCAGACUAACAUCCCUCAAAAGGACCUCGAAAUCCUCGAGGAGCUUCAGCUCGCCGCCUAUAGCGUGCCCAUCUACUGCCGAAAAUGCCAGAACACCGUCUUCGUCGACAAAAGCGAGUAUCAGGCAAGCCGCAUCGUCGCAUGCCCGCUCCCUGGCUGCACGUAUGCGUGGUGCCGGCACUGCCAGCAAGAAAUUGGAUUCGGGCGCGUCGAGCACUCGUGCGACGGCUCGCUCGAGCUCGCGACGCUGAUGAAGGACCGCGGAUGGAAGGCGUGUCCGGGAUGCAAGACGAAUAUACAGAAAACGGAGGGCUGCAAUCAUAUGACGUGUCCGUCACCCGGCUGCAACUGGCACUUCUGUUACGCAUGCGGUCAAGGCAUCGUCCAGUCUAUCCGGCGAGACGAGUUGCAGAGGGAGAUUUCGCGACACUACCGGAAGUGUACCUUCAUUCAGGUUAACAUCCCGGACAGAGGUAUGCCGCCGUAG
Molecule: messenger RNA, 1056 nt
Organism: Schizophyllum commune H4-8
Lineage: Eukaryota; Fungi; Basidiomycota; Agaricomycetes; Agaricales; Schizophyllaceae
Exons: 6
Coding region: 1-1056 (351 amino acids)
Biological process (GO): ubiquitin-dependent protein catabolic process; positive regulation of proteasomal ubiquitin-dependent protein catabolic process; protein polyubiquitination
Cellular component (GO): ubiquitin ligase complex; cytoplasm
Molecular function (GO): ubiquitin protein ligase activity; ubiquitin conjugating enzyme binding
Source: RefSeq, a predicted model, not a curated record